GCAGGGCUAUAUAAAAGUCAUAUUUACCUAACGCAGGAUAUACGAGGAUUAAUAAUAUUGUUGUUAUAUGUUGUUGCUUUGAGAGAUUUACAUCUAGGAUUAAGAUACAAAAGAACAAUGGUGAGCAGGGAGGUAAAAGACAAGCUAGAUAGGAUUCACCAAUAUGAUCAUCCGUUACGUUUGUUUGGUAGGCACAAGUUACACGUGCUCAAAGAACUCGUGAAAUACUCCAAAUAUUCUAAAAAAUUAGGAGCUCAUAUGGUAUCAUCAAAGGCCGGGGAUUUCCAGGAGGAACACGAGAAGGAGCUGCAGCAAGCUGUCGAUGAAUCAGAGGAACGAGCCACCAGAGAACUUAAAGCGGCACUGAAACGUCUUAGGGAAGAUAAAGAUCAUGAAAAAAGUACAGCAUUGCGUAACCAGAAGGAGUACUAUGAAAAGAUCCAGAGACGAGUGGAGGAACAGAGAAACCGAGCAGAAGAAGAACGUGACAGAGAGAACACUAAGAAAUUUAUACAAGAGAAGGAAGAGGCUCUGGCACAACAAUGGGAGGAAUGCGAGAGACUAAAGGAAGAAGCCGUUGCACUAGCUUGUGAAAAACUAACUCAUAAACUCAAACUUGAAUUUGCCUAUGAGAAAGAACAAGCUGUGGCUGAAGCUCUGAGAAUAGCAAAGGAGAAAUAUUUGAUACGGGAACGUAACACAAUAGAGAAGACUAGACGUGAAUGUGAGGAAGCUGCCAGACAGGAAGCUGAGAGAGUUGCCAAACUUCAUCAGCAAGACAUAGAUAGGUGCAACGAAAGGUAUAAUUUGUUGGAAAGGAAAUGGUUAAGAGAGAUAGACUGUCGGAAAAAUGUGGAACAAGAUUUCAGGGAAUUACAAGAUGACUAUAGGCGGUUCAUGGACUACACAGAUGGGAUGUUCCACUCGGAUUACCUCAUGCAGCUGAGGCAUAUGGGCCAGAGGCUUGCCGAGAAACAGAUCAAGGCGGUCACAUAUGAAGACAUCGAGAAAAACUUUGAAAGUAUAGAAGAGGAGCCAGAAUUCUAUUGAGUAGACUGUGCUGAAAAUUAUUGAGAUCUCAAUGCAGUGCAAGCUGAAAAUAUGUUUGAACCAGUCUCAAAAUGUCUAAAGAUAGUAACAAGUCUUGCCAUUGGUCAAUUUUGAAAUUGAUUUAACCAAUCAGGACCUUUAUACAAUAAUCAUCCCAUUUCAUAUUUCUGGUUGAAUUAUUUGAAGCAUUGUAGUUUUUUUUGUUUUGAACUGAAUGAUUAGCAAGCUUUAAAAAUAUAGCUUAGUAUUACCAUUAGCUUUAUAAUUUUUUAAAGAAUUGUGGUUAUUGGGUUAUAUUUUCAUGUUUUGAAUAUGACAAAAAUCUUGAUAAAUGUGAUCCCUUGGAAUACUAAAUGAAAUGUAUUACCAUAAUUGUGAGGAAUGUCCUAAAAAAAAUUAUCUCAAUCCAGUAGAUACUUUUUCUGAUCUUAUGUAAAUUAUAUGAUUAUCUACUUAUUUUGAUUAGGAAAUUAAUUUGUAGUUAUUUAGAGGAUUUAAGUUUAGGGUAUAUAAGAUUCACAUUCACAAAAAAAACAAAUUUGUUCCAAGUACAGUUUAGGUUUUUUGCAUGUUGGGUGCAAAUAAGUGCAAAAAUAACUCAAAAAUAAAUGUAGUUUCAUGGUUUUAUUAUAUUAUUUUAUGUAAUGAGAAAGUGCCAAUUUUACAUACAUAUCAAAAUAGUGCCUAUAUUCCAUUAAUUAUUUGUAUACAAACAUAAUUUUUCGUGUAUAUGUAUUUAUCUAUGUUAAACUGUGAUAUUUUGUUUAAGAUAUGUAUUAAUAUCUUUUGUGUGAUAUAACAACUCUGUGAUAAGAUGUCUAUGGUUAAGAUGAUAUUGACUUAACAAGUCCAUGGAAAUUUAGCAUAUUUUUAUCUUAGAAAGUACCUUUUUAAACCUUCUGUGCAGUCCAAUCUUCGUCUGCACUGUUGCAGCAUUCACUUGGUACGUUGUUUUUAUUUUCAUUUUGGUUUUGUAUCUGGUUCUUGUGUAAUUUGUUAAAAGGUAUAACACUUGCUGCUUCUGCAUCACUUGAGAUUGUAGCCUAGUAAAAUCCAUUAACGAGUCAAAUACUAAUUCUAGAUUCUGUUACUCAUGUCAUAACCCUGUUUUGUUUUAUGUCAUAAUGUGCCAUUUAGAAAAAAAAGUUGAUCAAAUAUGAAAAAAGAUUGUUUCUUAUCAGGAAAUGAAUUGUUUUCUAAUAUGAUUCUGAUAUGACAUUGGUUAUGGAAAUGUGUUUUAAAUUCUUUACUAUUACCAGACUUACAUUUUGUUCAUAUCUAUAUUAAAGCCAGGGGAGACAAUUCAAUUGAUUUAUGUAAUAAUAAGCAUUCAUAACUGACAGUUGUUUUUGGGUUCAUACUGUAAUUUAUGAAUUAAUGAAAUAAUAGAUUAAAUGUUUCCUAAUUACUGAGUAACAUGAUAAAAUCUAUAUCUCAUUUUGUUAAAAAUAAAUACAAUAACAACAAAAACCAAAAAAAUAUGAAAUUAUCUUUAAGUGAAAUAGAAAUCUUGGAAAAUCGUAAAAUUAUGUUUUAGUUUUGGUUGUUUGUAUUUGUGUUCAUUUAAUGUUUGUUUGUGUUCAAAUAUUGUAGACUAACUUGAGAUAGCAGGCACAGAACACUUGUUACAUUAAUCAAUUAAUCAAGCCCUACAAAUACACCUUAAGGCAUACCCUACUGAAACCAGAGGUGAUUACCCUUUGUCACCAGUAUAGGGCUAGGCCAACGAGCAUACCCAUUUGACCAGGCUCUAUACUGAUUGUCCCUCUAGUUUCGUACAUGUAUUUUGAUGUUAAAAUCAUUUAAACUUUGAAUGGAUUGUUCCAAAUUUAAAGCAGGGAAAAUCCACUUUUUAAAUUUAGGAGAAUAAAGGUUUUGGAAGUGUAAGCGGCAUGACUGACUUGUUUAUAUAAGGCCCAGUUAGUCUGUCCAUUAUCAUCCAUGCAAUCUUCCCAAGCUUUAAACUAUAGGUUUCUCCAGUGCCUAACUUUACAUAAAUUUCAGUAUGUGUGAUUUAUUUAUUAGAUAUUUUACUUAUAUAUUUUUUUAUAUCUCUUAUAUAAUAAGUUUAAAACUGUUAGAUACAUAUUUUUUCUGAAAUGAUCUACUGACGGUUUUUCAGAUAAAUGCAUCAGUUUUUAAAAAUGCAUCAUUUUUGAAUUGUUUCCCUUUAUUUACAAUAAUAACUUAAACACAAUAAUGCUUGCCUCCCUUUGAUUAAGUUUUCUCUCUCUUUUUUUUUUUUGCAUGCGUACAAAAAAUGUGUGAGAUAUGUUUGAAUAUCUCACUGUUUUCUGUAGUGCUUUAAAUUCUCUUUUUUCUUCUUGCUGCAUAGCUACCAGUAAAGAUACCUAGAGUAUCAUGUAUAUUAUGAACCAUAUAUUUUUAUUUGUAUUUUAUGGUAAUUUUAUGGGAUCAUGAAUUACUAGUGCUGUUUUAGUAUUUUACUGAAUUUUGAUGUGUAGUUGUGUGCUUAAGGUUGUUCUGAAUAUUUUUAUUGCAUUAUUUUUUUAAAUGUUAUUUUGCAAGUAUAUAACUGUGGUGGGAAGGAUUAUUGAUUCUUUCACACCAAUUAAAGUUGGUGUAAAAUUGAAAAUAAAUCUGAACUAGCAAUAUUUUAAAGAAAACAUCAAUACUGAAACUUUGUGUUUACAAUAUGUAAUGGUUUACUGUUUUAUUUAUAUAAUUUUUGUUUUAUUUGGGUGGGGGGUAUGGGAUGGAGUUAAGUAUUACUUUGCUUUGCACUGUUUCCAUUGCAAAGCAAGUCAAGUCCCUUACAUGCAAAGUUUUGCUUGGUUAGUGUUUAGGAUUAUAUAUUAUUAUUUUAGGUUUUUGCAUAAUACCGGAUUUGAUUUGCAGUGGUUGUAUCUAAUACCUUUAUCUUUUAUUAGUAGCAACCAUUUGGCUUCAAGUCCUUUAUAUAUCUACAUGUAUAUUUAAUAUCAGUAUUAUAAAUAUAGUGCACAUAUGUUUCUAAUGUACUCUUAGCUGCCUUGUUUAUGCACGGUUGACUUUAUU
Messenger RNA from Ruditapes philippinarum (Manila clam), 4068 nucleotides. Its product is annotated as trichohyalin-like. Lineage: Eukaryota; Metazoa; Mollusca; Bivalvia; Venerida; Veneridae. The transcript is spliced from 6 exons. Bases 118 to 1050 code for a protein of 310 amino acids. The record is from RefSeq and is a predicted model, not a curated record.